This is a messenger RNA of Xyrauchen texanus (razorback sucker), 4028 nucleotides long. Its product is annotated as protein ABHD14A-like. Bases 126 to 932 code for a protein of 268 amino acids. Gene Ontology annotation, cellular component: cytoplasm. NCBI's taxonomy places the organism in Eukaryota, Metazoa, Chordata, Actinopteri, Cypriniformes, Catostomidae. The record is from RefSeq and is a predicted model, not a curated record. The transcript is spliced from 5 exons.
CUAUUAUUGUGUGUGACGCAUCAAGGCAGCGCUGCUAUCACUCCAUUCGAAUUAUGAUCGAUCGAAAACUUUCAAACAAUCAUCAUUUAUUGGAUAUUUCUCUUAUUUUUGGUUCUUGUUAGAUCAUGAAUUUCUUCCGCAACCGUUUGGUGGUUUUGGGGCUGGUUUUACUGGCCACAGUCCUGCUGUAUCUGCUGCUACCCUCCAUGCGGCAGGGUAGUAUGGAGCCGUCAUUGGAGGUACAGCAGCGGAUGGGUUUGAGCGCCGCUUCUCCGCCUCCACCGCCGCCGUCCAGCACCAACAUCACGGUGAGGACCGGACAGCUUCCCGGAGACCCACCGCUCUUCUUCAGGGAGGCUCUGCCUGUGGACAGCGCUGGAAGACAGAUACUUCCCAGGCUUCAGAUGGUGCUGCUUCAUGGCCAGGCCUUCACCUCAAAAACCUGGGAGGAACUGGGCACCCUCGGCCUGCUGGCCACCAACGGGUAUCAAGCCCUGGCACUCGACCUACCUGGUUUCGGGAACUCUCCAGACUCUGAGUCGGUAAAGUCGGAUCAGAGCCAUGUGGCUCUUCUGAAGCGGUUUCUGGAAGCUCUAGGUGUCAGAGCUCCAGUGUUGCUGAGCCCGUCCAUGAGCGGUCAUUACGCCAUGCCGUUCCUGCAGAGACAUAGCGCACAGCUGCGCGGCUUUGUGCCUAUUGCUCCUGUGGGCACCCGCGCAAUCACCCCACAGCAGUACCGGGACAUACAGACACCAACGCUGAUCGUAUAUGGUGAGUUGGACACCAAUCUGGGUGCCCAGUCCCAUAAGAACCUAAUUCAGCUGCCUCAUCACACCGUGGUGAAGCUGGAGGGAGCUCGACAUGCCUGCUACAUGGACAAACCCCGCGAGUUCCACCGUGCCCUGCUUGACUUCCUCAGCAAACUCGACUGAGUGAUGGAGCAAGAGCGAAAGGAUACAAAGAGUGUGUGCAUAAGACUUUGAAAAAGAAAGAGAGAAAAUCAAUUGUUUAGAAAACAAAAACAGAACAGUUGCAUAGCUGAAGUAUAAAAUCAGACCUGAACUCUGUAGCCACGACACCUUUUAUAUUUUAUGGAGAUUGGUCAAACAUUCUAUUAGCCAUCCACAUCAACUCACCAGUAUUGUUUCACUUUGUGCACCAUCAAGUUAAACAUUACAAUUACAGUUUACAACAAACAAAACCUUAGCAGUCUUACAAAGGGUUGUUCCUGUAACAUUGUUGCCAUGGUUACAGGUCUCAGUGUUGAUCCUGUUGUGUAGAAGGACACAAUGCUUGAGUUCACCCUCUCAAAUGUCAGAACCCUCCAUUAAUACACUGUAGCCAUGGUUUCCUGUCUGAUAGAUGUUCCUGUUACACAGUUGCCAUGGUUUCCUGUCUGAUAGAUGUUCCUGUUACACAGUUGCCAUGGUUUCCUGUCUAAGGUUUGGCCUUGUAACUCUGGUGCCAUGGUUUCCUAUCGAAGAUGUUUUCCUAUGAUGGUGUUUCCAUGGUUUCCGGUCUGAAGGUUGUUCCUGUGUAUCCACAAUGUAUCCAUGGUUUUAUAUCUGAGCGUUGUUUCCGCAAUGCUGUUGGCAUGGUUUCCAGUCUGGUGGUUUUUCCGUAAAGCCAUUUCCAUGGUUUUUGCUCUGAAGGUAGUUCCUGUAAUGGUGUUGCCAUGGUUCCUGGUCUGAGGGUUUUUCCAUAAAGCUGUUGCCUUGGUUUGUGGUCUAAAGGUUUUUUCUGUAAAGGUGUUGCCAUGGUUUACGAUCUGAGGGUUGUUUCUGUAAAGGUGUUGCCAUGGUUUACGAUCUGAGGGUUGUUUCUGUAAAGGUGUUGCCAUGGUUUACGAUCUGAGGGUUGUUUCUGUAAAGGUGUUGCCAUGGUUUACGAUCUGAGGGUUGUUUCUGUAAAGGUGUUGCCAUGGUUUACGAUCUGAGGGUUGUUUCUGUAAAGGUGUUGCCAUGGUUUACGAUCUGAGGGUUGUUUCUGUAAUGGUGUUGCCAUGGUUUACAAUCUGAGGGUUGUUUCUGUAAUGGUGUUGCCAUGGUUUACGAUCUGAGGGUUGUUUCUGUAAAGGUGUUGCCAUGGUUUACGAUCUGAGGGUUGUUUCUGUAACACAAUGUUUCCAUAGUUUUAAAUCUGAGCAUUGUUCCAUAAUGCUGUUGCCAUGGUUUCUGCUCUGAGGGGUUUUCUAUAAAGCUGUUUCCAUGGAUUCAGAUCUGAAGGUUGUUCCUGUAAUUAUGAUGCCAUGGUUUUAUAUCUGAGAGUGGGUUCUGUAUUGUUGUUGCCAUGGUUUACAGUAUGAGGGUUAUUCUGUAAUGUUGUUGCCAUGGUUUCCGGUCUGAAGGUUUUUGCUGUGAUGGUAUUGCCAUGUAGGGCUGGGCAUGUAUCAAAUAUUUAUUGUCUUAUAAUCUUGAUUUUGCUAGCAAUACAAAAUAAAGCAGUAUCACAAUGAUUUUAAUGCACUUUUUAUUUUGACAUUAUGUUUCCCAAAGACUAAUUUAGAAUAAUAAACUUGACUGGAAAUUAAUUAAUAAAAUUCAACAGGGUUCACAAGUGAGUUAAGUUGUAUUUUUGGCACACCCUGUUCGUUCUCAAAAAUGUCGUUUUUAAAAAUGUAAGUAGGUUAAUAUUGCUUUUUUUUUUUUUUGGAUUGGUGAAUAUAUUAAUGAUAUGUUUUAUAUGAUUAAAAUGUUAUUCCUUGUGUUGAUUUACUGGAAAAACUGAAAUAUCAAGCCUUCAUUAUCUUUAACUAGAUUUUUAUUUCAUUAAACAUUUUGAAUCUACUUGGCAACAAUGGCCGUGUAAUUGAAAUGAUGUCUCUCCUGAUUUAAAAUUAACUUUCUUCCAUUUCUGAGCAAAUACGCAAGUAUCGAGAUAUAUAGACAAUAUCGAGAACGUCGUCAAUAGGCUGGUGAAUCAUUUUUUAAGCCAUAUCGCCCAGCCCUAUUGCCAUGGUUUCCAAUCUGAGGGUUGUUUCUAUAACACACUGUUGCCAUAAAAUAUAUUGCAGUCACUUAAUGGCCAAAACAAAAUCAAGGCUAUUACAACCCAAUGUUGUAUAUCAAACAGAUUACCAUGUACCUGGAGUCUCCAAUGCUACAGGAAAAUCUCAGAGACUGUUGGAAAAUGGCACCCUUUUCUUUUUAAUGUAAAAAUUCAUCUUCCUGUGUGUGAGAGAAGUCACGAGUUUUCACACCAGCAGCUGGCACAUACUGUAUUUACCAUCGAAUGUAGCAUGUGUGCAAGUCGCUGACUUGGUUUGUGGUUUUAGCGACUCAAACAUGGAAACAAAUUGUAGUUUUGGACGCCUCUCAUAGCUGUAGAUUCAGUUUGUCAUUGUAAAAAUGGUCUGUAGACUUUAUUCUUAUUAUUAUUAAAACAAGACCUGAAAAUGUUGGUGCCUCCCCUUUCCCCGGCCAUAAUGACAUAUUUAUUAUUUAUUGCAUUAAAGCUUUUACAUGACAAAAUGUAUUGUGUGUUGUAUUUAUGUGCUGUGGCCUGUUGUCUGUUUGUUUUAGCUAGAGAUCGACCGAUAUAUUGUUUUUUAAUGAUGAUACAAUACUGAUUAUUUUUGUGUGUGAUAACCAAUAUGCAUAACCGAUUUUUAAUUUUCAUUUUUGCUUUUUCUGCAACAACUUAAUAAUUUCUCACUAACCUCUUGUGAACUGCAUUACAAAAUUAAUAAUUCACAAAUGAUUCAAAUAAUUAAUUUGACUUGUUUAAGUUGCAAUAUAGUGCACUUGUUCAAAGUCCUUCAUUUAACCUAAUUAAUAUUGAAUAGUAUGUAAUGUCUUUUGUGACCAACAUUAUCGGUGCACCUGAUUAAGUGUAAAUAUCUGUUACAAUUAUCGGUCAAACUGAUCAUCGGUCUAUCUCUAGUUUAGCUUGUAAAUAUGAAUAUGUUGUAAGGAACAGUGAGUCACCAAUGAUCUGUAUAUAUUUCUGAAUCUUCAACUUGAAGGUAUUCUUCAUUGGGACUGAAUUCAGAUUCCUCUGUGCAUGGUGCUGCAGAACUGCUUUUGUUU